Molecule: messenger RNA, 1940 nt
Organism: Drosophila pseudoobscura
Lineage: Eukaryota; Metazoa; Arthropoda; Insecta; Diptera; Drosophilidae
Gene: Gr33a
Product: Gustatory receptor 33a
Exons: 5
Coding region: 29-1597 (522 amino acids)
Biological process (GO): chemosensory behavior; male courtship behavior; sensory perception of taste
Cellular component (GO): membrane; dendrite; neuronal cell body
Source: RefSeq, a predicted model, not a curated record
UUGAUGGAGUAGAGUACACAAGGUAAAUAUGAACCCUUUUGGGGGCCACCAACGACAACCCGACAAGUUCAGUACAAAUAGUGAGCUGAAAGGGAAACGUUGGAGCACUGAGAGCAGGGAAUACCCCAGAAACAACACGAAAAUGAUACAAAUUAUGAACUGGUUUUCAAUGGCCAUAGGUCUCAUUCCGCUGAAUCGCCAGCAAUCGGAGUCCAAUGUGAUACUCGACUAUGCGAUGAUGCUGCUGGUGCCCGUCUUCUAUCUGGGCUGCUACUUUCUGAUCAACCUCACGCAUGCCUUUGGCCUGUGCUUCCUGGAUGCCUGCAACAGUGUGUGUCGCCUGAGCAACAACCUAUUCAUGCAUCUGGGCGCCUUCCUCUAUCUGACAGUCACCCUGAUGAGUCUCUAUCGUCGCAAGGACUUCUUUCUGCAGUUCGACGAGCGGCUGAACGCCAUCGAUGCUGUCAUACAGAGGUGUCGACAUGUGGCCGAAAUGGACAGGGUAAAGGUCACGGCGGUGAAGCAUAGUGUGGCCUACCACUUCACCUGGCUGUUCCUCUUCUGUGUGUUUGCCUUUGCCCUCUACUACGAUAUCAGGGCACUAUAUCUCACCUUUGGCAACUACGCUUUCAUCCCCUUUAUGGUAUCGAGUUUCCCCUAUCUGGCCGGGAGUAUCAUCCAGGGCGAGUUCAUCUACCAUGUGUCCGUCAUUUCGCAGCGCUUCGAGCAGAUCAACACAUUGUUCGAGAAAAUUAACCAGGAGGCCCGCCACCGACACGCCCCGCUCACCGUGUUCGAUAUCGAGAGCGAGGGCAAGAAGCAGGAGCGGAAGAACCUAACGCCCGCCACGGCCAUGGACUCGAGAGGGCCAUCGUUUGGCAAUGAGCAAAAGUUGUCCGGCGAAAUGAAACGUCAAAUGGCCGCUCCACCGCCUCCGCCACCGCAGGGCCAACAAAAGAACGAGGAGGACGAAAUGGAUAGCAGCUAUGACGAGGACGAGGACGAUUUUGAUUAUGACAAUGCCACCAUUGCCGAGAAUACAGGAAACACUUCCGAGGCCAAUCUGCCGGACCUGUUCAAACUGCACGACAAAAUCCUUUCGCUCAGUGUAAUAACGAACGGGGAAUUCGGUCCCCAGUGCGUGCCCUACAUGGCUGCCUGCUUUGUGGUCAGCAUUUUCGGCAUCUUCCUGGAGACCAAGGUGAACUUCAUUGUGAGCGGCAAGAGCCGCCUGUUGGACUACGUGACGUACUUGUAUGUCAUCUGGAGCUUCACCACCAUGGUGGUGGCCUACAUCGUGCUCCGGCUGUGCUGCAACGCCAACAACCACUCGAAGCAGUCGGCCAUGAUUGUCCACGAGAUAAUGCAGAAGAAGCCGGCCUUCAUGCUGAGCAACGAUCUCUUCUACAACAAGAUGAAAUCGUUCACCCUGCAGUUCCUGCACUGGGAGGGCUAUUUCCAGUUCAACGGCAUCGGCCUGUUCGCCCUCGACUACACGUUCAUCUUUUCGACCGUGAGUGCCGCCACAUCGUAUUUAAUCGUCCUGCUGCAGUUCGACAUGACGGCCAUCCUGCGGAACGAGGGCCUCAUGUCAUAAGGGGACACGCAGGCCCACAGGCACGCAGCCCUAUAGCCCCGUAGCCCUGUCGUCCUGCAGCCCUGUAGUCCUGUAGCCCCGUAGAUUCAAUUAUCGAGCAUCAAUUUUAAUUCCAUUAACUUUCUAGCACCAGGAAUGUACGUUUUCCUUUUUGUUAAAACUAUCUAUAAAAAGUAUUUUUGUGGAAAACGUCAAAGAGCGAAUACUCUAUAAAAGUGAACGAAAAUGAGGGAAGAUUGGAGAAUGGAGAUUGCAGAAGAGGAUAUUUUUAACAGAAAUGAUAUUAGUAGACAUCGAAACCCUGGAACAUCUAUUCUGCAACGGCCUGGCUCUCUCACGAGGG